AUGUCGGAGCGCAGUGCCCCGGUCGGCCGCCUCAGACUGGACUGGGUCUAUGGAUACCGGGGACACCAGUGCAGGAAUAACCUCUACUACACCGCUGCCAAGGAGCUGGUGUACUUUGUGGCCGGAGUGGGCGUGGUCUACAACACCCGAGAGCACAGCCAGAGGUUCUACCUGGGACACAACGAUGACAUCAUCAGCCUGGCUCUGCACCCGGAGCGCUCCCUGGUGGCCACGGGGCAGGUGGGUAAGGAGCCGUAUGUGUGUGUAUGGGACACCUUCACCGUUCAGACCGUGUCCCUGCUCAGAGACGGGCACACCCACGGGAUCGCCUGCCUGGCCUUCAAUGCAGAUGGACAGCGCUUGGCCUCGGUGGGACUGGAUGCCAAGAACACAGUGUGUAUCUGGGAGUGGAGGAGAGGCAAGAUCCUGGCCACUGCUACAGGACACUCGGACCGGAUCUUUGAUAUCUGCUGGGAUCCUUUCCAGCAGAACCGUCUGGUGAGCUGUGGAGUCAAACACAUCAAGUUCUGGUCUCUGUGUGGAAAUGCCUUGACUCCCAAAAGGGGUAUUUUUGGGAAGACGGGUGACCUCCAGACUAUCCUGUGUGUGGCAGCGGCUAAAGAUGACGUCACAUACUCAGGGGCCCUCAAUGGGGACAUCUACGUGUGGAAGGGUCUCAACCUCAUCCGCACCGUCCAGGCCGCACAUGGGGCUGGCAUCUUCAGCAUGUUUUCCUGUGAGGAGGGCUUUGCCACAGGAGGCAGAGACGGAUGCAUCAGACUGUGGGACGUCGACUUCAAACCCAUCACAAAGAUCGACUUACGGGAGGCCGAGCAGGGCUAUAAAGGUUUGUCGAUCCGCAGUGUGUGCUGGAGAGCAGACCGCAUCCUGGCUGGAACACAGGACAGUGAGAUCUUUGAGGUGAUGGUGCGAGACCGGGACAAGCCUCUGCUCCUGAUGCAAGGCCACAGUGAGGGAGAGCUCUGGGCUCUGGACGUUCACCCCAAGAAACCUCUGUGUGUGACAGGCAGUGAUGACCGCUCUGUGCGCCUGUGGAGCCUGGUGGACCAUGCACUGAUUGCUCGCUGUAACAUGGAGGAGGCGGUGCGAAGUGUGGCCUUCAGCAUGGACGGGGCUCAGCUGGCCCUGGGCAUGAAGGAUGGCUCCUUCACUGUGCUCCGAGUCAGGGACAUGACGGAGGUGGUACACAUUAAAGACCGGAAGGAGGUGAUCCAUGAGAUGAAGUUCUCCCCUGAUGGGGCCUACCUGGCGGUGGGCUCCAAUGACGGACUGGUGGACAUCUAUGCAGUGGCUCAAAGAUACAAGAAGGUGGGAGAGUGCAGUAAGUCCAGCAGCUUCAUAACUCACCUGGACUGGUCUCUGGAUGGAAAAGUCCUGCAGACCAACGAUGGAGCUGGAGAGCGGCUCUUCUACAGAAUGCCAUUGGGGAAACCAGUUCUGACCCGGGAGGAGGUGAAGGGGCAGCGCUGGGCCUCAUGGAGUGGGGUCCUGGGGCCGGAGGUCAGUGGGAUUUGGCCUAAAUACUCUGACACAACAGAGGUGAACGCUGUGGAUGCUAACCACUCUGCCGCUGUGCUGGUCUCUGGUGAUGAUCUCGGACUGGUCAAGCUCUACAGGUUUCCAUGUCACAGGAAAGGAGCCAAGUUUAAGAAGUACAACGGUCACUCCGCCCAUGUGACCAAUGUCCGAUGGUCACAUGACCUCCAGUGGGUGCUGACCACAGGUGGGGCUGACCACGCCCUCUUCCAGUGGAGGUUCCUCCCAGAGUCUGUGAUGAACGGAGGACUCGACAUAAAUGUACAAGACAAUCAUGGAGAUUCUAACAGCGAGGAGUCAGACAGCGAUGUGUCCGACGUCCCUGAGCUGGACUCUGACAUUGAGCAGGAAACGCAGAUCAACUACGACCGACAGGUGUACAAGGAGGACCUGCCUCAGCUGAAGCAACAGAGCAGGGAGAAGAAGCAACAGGUCGGCUCUCUGAAGCGACAGAGAGGACCAGAGCAGAGCCUGCAGCUGCAGUUUGUGCACGGUUACCGCGGUUACGACUGCCGAAACAACCUGUUCUACACUCAGAGCGGGGAGGUGCUGUACCACGUGGCCGCGGUGGGCGUGGUUUACAACAGACAGCUCCACACUCAGCGCUUCUACCUGGGCCAUGAUGAUGACAUCCUUAGCCUUAGUAUCCACCCAGUCAAAGACUACGCAGCCACGGGACAGGUGGGGCGAGAUCCUGCCAUCCAUGUGUGGGACAUCCAGACCCUCAAGUGUCUGUCUCUGCUGAAAGGGUACCACCAGAGAGGGGUGUGUGCCCUCGACUUCUCAGCUGAAGGGAAGACGCUGGUGUCCGUGGGGCUUGAUGACGGACACUCAGUGGUUAUUUGGGACUGGAAGAGAGGAGAGAAACUUGCAACUGCCAGGGGACAGAAGGAUAAGCUUUUUGUGGUGAAGUGUAACCCUCUGCUCAUGGACAAACUGGUGACUGUGGGGAUCAAACACAUCAAGUUCUGGCAGCACACAGGAGGUGGCCUGACGUUCCGGCGUGGUGCAUUCAGGAGCGUGGGGCGUCCGGAGACCAUGAUGUCCGUGUGCUAUGGUCGCACUGAUGCCCUGGUCUUCUCUGGAGCAGCCACAGGAGACGUGUACAUCUGGAAAGAGCCUCUGCUGCUCAAGACAGUCAAAGCCCACGACGGCCCCGUGUUUGCCAUGUUCUCCCUGGACAAAGGCUUUGUGACCGGAGGAAAGGAUGGAGUGGUGGAACUGUGGGAUGACAUGUUUGAUCGCUGUCUGAAAACCUACGCCAUCAAGAGGGCCGCCCUGUCUCCUGGAUCCAAAGGGCUGCUGCUGGAGGACAACCCCUCGAUCAGAGCCAUCACUUUGGGUCAUGGCCACAUUCUCGUCGGGACCAAAAAUGGAGAGGUUUUAGAGAUCGACAAGACGGGGCCCAUGACAUUGCUGGUUCAGGGUCACAUGGAGGGGGAGGUGUGGGGUCUGGCGGCUCACCCUCUGCUGCCCAUCUGUGCCACAGUCAGCGACGACAAGACCCUCCGACUGUGGGAGACCUCUGCCAACCACCGUAUGGUCGCUGUGCGCAAACUCAAGAGAGGCGGCCGUUGCUGUGCCUUCUCGCCUGAUGGGAAGGCCUUGGCCGUGGGGCUGAAUGACGGAGGGGUCCUGGUGGUAAACGCAGACACUCUGGAAGAUCUGAUCAGCUUCCACCACAGACGAGACGCUAUUUCUGACAUCCGCUUCAGCCCAGACUCGGGGAAAUACCUGGCAGUGGCUUCACACGACAGUUUUGUGGACAUCUAUAAUGUUCUGAGCAGUAAACGAGUGGGCACGUGCAAAGGAGCGUCCAGUUACAUCACACACGUGGACUGGGACGUCCGAGGCAAACUGCUGCAGGUGAACUCUGGAGCCAAAGAGCAGCUUUUCUUUGAAGCACCAAGAGGGAAGAGGCAGACCAUCCGUAAUGCUGAGCUGGAGAGGAUGGAGUGGGCCAGCUGGACGUGUGUGCUGGGUGCGAGCUGUGAGGGAAUAUGGCCGACGCACAGUGACAUCACCGAAAUCAACGCGGCCUCUCUCACCAGAGACAGAACGCUGCUCGCCACAGGGGACGACUUCGGCUUCCUCAAACUGUUCAGUUACCCCGUCAGAGGCCAGUUUGCUCGCUUUAAGAGGUAUGUGGGCCACAGUGCUCAGGUGACCAAUGUCCGCUGGGCUCAGGACGACACCGCCCUCCUCACUCUGGGUGGGGCCGACACUGCCCUCAUGAUCUGGACCAGGGAGCGGGGGGGCGUGGUCACAGGAGAGGGGGAGGUGCCUCUGUUUCGGGACAAUAGGCCUCUGGUGGACAGCGAGGAGUCUGACGAUGACACGGAGGAGGAUGGAGGCUAUGACAGUGACGUGGCCCGGGAGAAGACGGUGGAUUACAGCACUAAGAUGUACGCAGGCAGCAUCCGGGAAAUGAGAGGCACCAAACCCCAGCACCAGCAGAAGGAGAUGUGUGCAGAGGAGAGGCAGGGCAUUGUCAAGGGAUCCAGACCUCCAGUGAGUCGAGCAACUCCACAGCCUGAAAAACUGCAGAAGAACAAUGUCUCCAAGAAGAAGCGAGUCGUGGAGGAUCUGGAGCUGGAGCACGUGUUUGGCUUCAGGGGCUACGACUGUCGGAACAACCUGCACUACCUCAACGACGGCACAGAGAUCGUCUACCACACCGCCGCAACCGCCAUCGUGCACAGCUUCAGCAACGGAACGCAGAGCUUCUACCAGGAGCACACAGAUGACAUCUUGUGUCUGACAGUGAACCAGCACCCCAAGUACAAGAACACCAUCGCCACGGGACAGAUCGGUGACUGCAGCGAGUUUCCAGGCAGCACGCCGUCCAUCCACAUCUGGGACGCUCUGAGUAAGCAGACCCUGUCCAUCCUGCGCUGCCCCCACAGUAAAGGAGUGGGAUACGUCAACUUCAGCGCCACGGGGAAAUUGCUGUUGUCCGUGGGAGUGGAGCCGGAGCAUACCAUCACUGUGUGGAGGUGGCAGGAAGGGACGCGCGUGUGCUGCCGGGCGGGGCAUCCAGACCGGAUCUUCGUAGUGGAGUUCAGACCAGACUCAGACACUCAGUUUGUGUCUGUGGGCAUCAAACAUGUGAAGUUCUGGACUCUGGCCGGAGGAGCGCUCAUGUACAAGAAGGGCGUGGUGGGCACAGUGGAGGACGGGCGCCUGCAGACGAUGCUCUCAGUGGCAUUUGGGGCCAAUAACCUGACGUUCACGGGAGGCAUAAACGGUGACGUGUACGUGUGGAGGGAGCACUUCCUGUUGAGGGUGGUGGCUAAAGCUCACACCGGCCCUGUAUUCACAAUGUACACCACUCUGAGGGACGGGCUGAUCGUCACGGGGGGGAAGGAGAGACCGACUAAAGAGGGUGGGGCGGUGAAGCUGUGGGACCAGGAGAUGAAACGCUGCAGAGCUUUUCAGUUAGAGACCGGCCAGCAGGUGGAGUGUGUGCGCUCUGUCUGCAGAGGGAAGGGUAAGAUCCUGGUGGGGACCAAAGAUGGCGAGAUCAUCGAGGUGGGGGAGAAGAACGCUGCGUCAAACAUCCUGCUGGACAGUCACGGACGCGGGGCCGUGUGGGGUCUGGCCACUCACCCCAACAAAGAUCUGUGCAUCACCGCCUCUGACGACUGCAGCAUCAGGCUGUGGGACCUCUGUGACAAGAAGCUGUUGAACAAAGUGUGUGUGGGCCAUGCGGCGCGCUGUGUGAGCUACAGCGCAGACGGGGACAUGCUCGCCGUGGGGAUGAAGAACGGGGAGUUCCUGGUGCUCCUCUCCAUCUCCCUCAAGAUGUGGGCCAAGAAACGUGACCGCAGCGCCCCCAUCCAAGACAUACGGUUUAGUCCAGAGCGCCGCCUGCUGGCCGUGGCGGUGGAUAACACUGUAGAUGUGUACGACAUGACGGCCGGCCCCAGUCUGAGCCGUGUGCUUUACUGCAGCGAUAUCCCAGCAUGCAUCCUGCAGCUGGACUUCUCUGCAGACAGCGCCUACAUACAGGUUUCCACUGGAGCGUACAAGCGCCUGGUGUUUGAGGCUCUCACAGGCAAACUGGUGACGGAUCAGAACAUCAUCGACAGGAUCACCUGGGCCUCGUGGACCAGUAUCCUAGGAGACGAGGUGCUGGGGAUCUGGCCCCGCAGCGCAGACAAAGCAGAUGUGAUCUGUGCCUGUGUGUCCCACGCUGGAGCCAACAUCGCCACAGGAGACGACUUUGGACUGGUCAAACUCUUCGACUUUCCCUGCACAGACAAGUUUGCCAAACACAAGCGCUACCUCGGCCACUCAGCUCAUGUGACCAACAUCCGCUUCUCCAGUGAGGACAAGUUUGUGGUCAGCACUGGAGCAGAUGACUGCAGUGUGUUUCUGUGGAAAUGCCUGUGAUGAAAACGAGGCACCGCUUUGGAUGAGACGCGCCUUAAACAAAGCACCACAAGUGAUCAGAAGAACAUCUCAUCUGCCACACGUUUCACACAGGUCAGGACCAGGAGGACCACGAAGCUCUGCUGGUGCUGCAGUUUGCCAAAUGAACGCCACAGUUUAGCAUAGUUUAGGCCGAUAGGUGGUGGGGACUAUCGACAAUACACUGAAAAAGCAAUGCUUUUACCUGAGGACGGCUUCAUUCACAUUAAGUUUCAAAUAUUUAUUCAAAGAAACAUAUAUGCAGCGCACUC
Molecule: messenger RNA, 6242 nt
Organism: Periophthalmus magnuspinnatus
Lineage: Eukaryota; Metazoa; Chordata; Actinopteri; Gobiiformes; Gobiidae
Product: echinoderm microtubule-associated protein-like 6
Exons: 46
Coding region: 1-5952 (1983 amino acids)
Molecular function (GO): microtubule binding
Source: RefSeq, a predicted model, not a curated record